Molecule: messenger RNA, 2117 nt
Organism: Verticillium dahliae VdLs.17
Lineage: Eukaryota; Fungi; Ascomycota; Sordariomycetes; Glomerellales; Plectosphaerellaceae
Product: isotrichodermin C-15 hydroxylase
Exons: 4
Coding region: 1-1575 (524 amino acids)
Molecular function (GO): iron ion binding; heme binding; monooxygenase activity
Source: RefSeq, a predicted model, not a curated record
AUGCCAUUCCUACGAGGAGAAUUAUUCAAUAGCCCCUCGGCCCUCUUGGGCAUAGCCUCUGGGGUGGUCUUCAUCCUCCUGGUCGCCUACAUCGUGUACCAGCAAUUCCUUCACCCGCUGGCGGGCUAUCCCGGCCCGCUACUGGCAUCUCUCACAGAUCUCUGGCAGGUUCAGCAGUACCUCACCUUGCAACAGCCAUACACCCUGACCCAGCUCCACGAGAGGUAUGGCGAGUUUGUGCGUUAUGGGCCCAACAAGCUCAGCAUUACGGCCAAGGAGGCCGUGCCCAUCAUCUACCAGAAGGGUGGCCGUCGGUUCCCCAAGACAGAAUUCUACGAAGCUUUCGGUGGCAAAAAGCCCAAUCUCUUCGGAAUGAGAUCUGACGACCGCCAUGCCGUCCACCGCCGCCACAUGUCGCACGGCUUCUCCAUUAGCAGCGUCAAGGAAAUGGAGCACUAUCUCGACGCCAACGUCAAGCUCCUGCGGCAUCGGAUCGACGGCUUCGCGCGAGACGGGCGUCCCUUUGACCUCAAGAAGCUCUUCCACUACUACACCAUCGAUGUCAUCGGCGAGCUCGCCUUCAGCCGUUCCUUUGGCGUGCAGGUCUCGCACGACGAGUCGCUGGUGCCGCGCGUUGUGCCGCACACGCUACUCGGGUCCGUUACGGGCGCCUGGCCGUCCAUGACCCAAAGGUUGAAGCGGUGGCUUCCCCUGGUGCCGCACGCCGGACUGCAAGAUCUCUUCCGAAGCCGCGCUGAGGUCACGCAGCUGGCGUCCGAGUGCGUCGAGCGCCGCCUGGGACAGGUCAAGGAGCAGGGCGCGGGCCACAGACCAGACAUCCUGACGAGACUGAUCCAGGCGAAGCAUCCCGAUACGGGCGAGCACAUGCCGAGGAUCGACCUCGAGGCCGAGGCGUUCGGAUUGCUCGCUGCAGGCACGCAUAGCACCAGCGCCACGGCCACUCUGCUCUUUUCCAACCUCCUGCGCAACCCAGAGGCCCUGGCAGCGUGUGCGCGCGAGGUCAGCGACAGUCUCCCGCCCUUAGAUGACGACAGGCCCGCGUACAGCAUCACACAGGUCGAGACUCACCUCCCGUACCUCCGCGCCUGCGUGCGUGAAAACUUUCGCCUGACGCCCGUCUUCACCAUGCCGCUAGAGCGCCGCGUCAUGGAGCCCGAGGGCGUGUUCAUCAGCGGCCGCCACAUCCAGCAGGGGAUGGACGUCGCUGUCUGCGGCCACGCCUUCCACCACAACCCGCGCGUCUGGGGCGAUGACCACGACGUCUUCGACCCCUCGCGCUGGGAUGACGACGCCACGGCCGCCCGUGCCCGCUACAUGAUGCACUUCGGCCUCGGCAGCCGACAGUGCAUCGGCAAGACGCUGGCGCUGAGCAACAUUUACAAGCUCGCCGCCACGUUGCUGCGCGAGUUUGAGUUUGAGAUGGCGAACGCAGAGGAGCGGCAGGUGGCGGCCCGCGGUGGGUUCCGCGGGAAGCUGCCUGAGAUGUUCAGUGUUGGGGUCAGUGAUCUCAAGGGGCCGCUGAUGGUGACAGCCAAGGUGAGAAAUGCAGGCUGAUUCAGGCCUUUUGAUGAUUUGUUUGAUGUGAUGUCAUGUUCUCGGGGAUGCCAUUUCUUCUGGUUCAGAUCCAUGGAGGACGCAGCUUGUUUGCAUAGUGUUCCAGAUCAACCUCUAGAUCAACUUGCGACGAACAUGAUGAAUGACAUGUGACGAUCUAUCAGAUCUAGCCUAUUUGCAAGAUAUGAGUGCAUGACUGACAAUCUAGGCUGCCGGACGUAUUAUCACCAUCUCAACAGUAAGGAAUACCCAGUCAUCAACACUCCAAAUGGCCAUGUUAUCGUGACUCUUUGUACAUCUCAAGAUGUGAUGCAUGGUUGCACCCCAGACUGUAAUGGGUCGCCCAACCGAGCAAUACCAAGUCUCCCUGAGGCAAACCUUUGCCGCUCCUUCCUCUGGAGCAAAACAGCUUCGAGUCACAGUAUGCGCUCCUUCCAAAACAAUUAUCACAGGUUAUACGUGGCUAGGUCGCUGGGUUGAGACUAUGCCUCGGUAGCUAGUUUACCAAUGGGCUUGUACUCAUACGUCAAGACAGUAUUCCC